Molecule: messenger RNA, 912 nt
Organism: Penicillium chermesinum
Lineage: Eukaryota; Fungi; Ascomycota; Eurotiomycetes; Eurotiales; Aspergillaceae
Exons: 1
Coding region: 1-912 (303 amino acids)
Source: RefSeq, a predicted model, not a curated record
AUGGAUACUCCUGGGUUUGAUCCAGAACAUGCUGAAGCAAUAUUCCAAGAAAUAGUACGGGGUAUUCAGAGUAUACCCUCUACUUCACAGAUUGUCGGCUUCCUCUAUUUCACAUGCAUCAACCAGCCACGUUUUGACUCGUUUGAUCGCAAAGUGCUUCAAGUAGUUUGCGCUAUGUGUGGCCAUAACUAUAUUCCUUGUGUGACCUUCAUUACUACGUUCUGGACUGCCGAAGGGACUUCACAACAAGCCAAUUUCGAUACCCAACUUCGAUCCUUGAAAGUUGAGUGGAAAAAAGCAUUUUCAGUCGAAGAGCUACACUCUUAUAAACAUGGCCGGGGAUACCAUACUGCAGGGACAGUUGCUGAACCUUUUAUCAACUGGUUUGAUGACUCCGGUCGGAAUCAGAUGGCGCAGCAUGCAAGGAACAUGAUUGCAAGGCGCUAUUGUGGUCCAAACAUAUCCAGAGCCUCGGAAAAUACUCCAAAGAUUGUUCAUGAGCUCAGACGUGGUACCCCCAUUCAUGAAACAGAGGCUGGACGAGUUCUUGGGCUACAGCCGGCUCCGCGUAUGCGGUCAGUGCCUACAUUUAACCAGCAGCCCCAAGGAGAUCCCAACCGACAGAGUUCAAGUGCGGCUUCUAGCUCGAAUGCUCAAUCGGAUCGCAAAGACAGCCAAGAUAAGGAUUUUCGAGAUAUACCCCGGACUUCUGAGGAUGGUACUCAACCAACUCAAGUGCCCGAAAGAAACGCACUUCAGACCGCACGUCAGAUAGCUAUGGAAUGCUGUCACUGGUUCUUCCAGAACGUACAAUUCAAUAUUGAUAUUGGUGGCCCACGGGGAAACAUGACGCCUGCUAUGAGAAGUGGAUACGGUGAGUCUGCGCCGGUAUACAACCAAGUCCAUCAUUGA